Camellia sinensis is the source of this 1272-nucleotide messenger RNA. The record is from RefSeq and is a predicted model, not a curated record. NCBI's taxonomy places the organism in Eukaryota, Viridiplantae, Streptophyta, Magnoliopsida, Ericales, Theaceae.
AUGGAUAAAUCUUUAUCAACCACCGAUGGUUGUCUACCUGUAGUUUCCCUUCAAGACUUGAAGAACCACAAUCGUUGCAACAUCAUGGGCAGUUCCACACAGCCACUAACGCACAGCUUAAAAGCUGUGCAUAGUGAAUCGAGGCCUCGCAGAGACCAUUCAACAAUCAAUCACAAAACCCAUGAAUUUAAUGAUGAUGAUGAUGAUGAUGAACUUGUUGGAUUUGGAGAUGUGGCAGAGAAGAAUCUGGUAGAUCGACUAAUCAACGACGACAAGAAAAGCCUCUGCGUGAUUUCUCUAGUCAGUAAAAAGGCUGUGGCAAGACAGCUCUGGCAAGGAAGGUUUAUAACAGACUCGACAUUCGGCAGUCUUUCGAGUGCCGUGUUUGGCUCCAUGUUCCCAAAAAUAGAGCUCAUGAGCGUGGAUGAGCUGUCUGCUCUGCUUUUCCAGACUUUAAUGGAGCUCAGGUUUCUAAUAGUCUUGGAUGAUGUCUCCUCGUUUGAUGUCUGGCUCAUGUUAGCAUGUCCCUUUGCAGACACCGCCAAUGGUAGCAAAGUCAUCCUCACUACUCGCGACUCUAAGAUAGCCUCGGAUGUUGAUCCGUGGAGUCGCCCACCGCUGGAACUCAAGCCCUUCACUGAUGAGCUGAGUUGGGAAUUGUUCUCGAACAAGUUUCGUGUAGGCAGACAUGACACAGAUACACACCACCAGUUAAACAGUUACAAGGUAAAAAUUCUGAAAAUAUGCGGCGGUUUGCCUCCAGCAAUUGUCCUGCUUGGACGAUUGUUGUCAACUAUACAAUCUAAUGAGUUGGUCUGUGUAAUUGAUAGUCUUUUAAUCGACUUGGACAAACUUGAUCAAUCACCUCUCUCAAAUAUUAUAGCUUUAUGUUUUCGUGAGCUACGGUCUAAGUUGAAGCUAUGUUUUCUUUACUUGGCUCUCUUUCCUAAAGAGUAUGAGAUCUCCGUGCGGAGGCUGUUGCAGUUGUGGAUUGCAGAGGGUUUUGUGAAAAUGUCAAGUACCCAACAACCUGAAGAUAUAGCCGGUAAAUAUUUGAAAGAACUCGUGCACAGAAACAUGAUUGAAAUAGCAACAAGGAAGGAAGACGGAAGGCAUAAAACAUGCCGAAUGCCAAGCUUUCUUCAUGAUUUCUUCUUUCAAAAAUCUGAGGAUAUAGGAUUUAUUCACUCCCACCAUUGCAGAGCGAAUUGUACGCCGAUAGAUUCACCUGCUCAGCUUAGAAUCCAAACAAAGUCCCCAUUGAAGAGAUGA